This is a messenger RNA of Coregonus clupeaformis (lake whitefish), 576 nucleotides long. RefSeq names its product PI-PLC X domain-containing protein 1-like. Gene Ontology annotation, biological process: lipid metabolic process. The annotation marks the transcript as partial. Gene Ontology annotation, molecular function: phosphoric diester hydrolase activity. NCBI's taxonomy places the organism in Eukaryota, Metazoa, Chordata, Actinopteri, Salmoniformes, Salmonidae. The transcript has 5 exons. The record is from RefSeq and is a predicted model, not a curated record.
UGGAUGGACCACCUGUCCUGUGCUCUUUGGGACGUUCCCCUGAGGAACCUAGCUAUACCAGGAAGCCAUAAUGCUAUAACCUACUGUCUGGAUAAGAGUGACCGCUCCCCUGUCGACCUGACCCAACCUGAUCUGCUGCAGAAGCUAGACAAAUACAUGAAGCCCCUGAUUCGACCAUUUGUUUAUAAAUGGGCAGUUACACAGGAGGCGACAGUGAAGGAGCAGCUAGACUGUGGGGUCAGAUAUCUGGACCUGAGGAUUGCACAUCGACCCAACGACACCUCUACUAACCUGUACUUCUACCACGGAGUGUACACUACACUCACUGUAGAGACCGUUCUUCAGGAGAUCAGAGCCUGGCUGGACGUCCAUCCCAGAGAGGUGGUUCUUCUGUCCUUCAGUCACUUCCUGGGUCUGAACCAGGACCUCCACACUGAACUCAUAUCCACCAUCAGAACCGUCUUCACCUCCAAGCUCUGUCCAACUACGGAAGUGGUGACACUGAGGAACCUGUGGUCGCUGGGUUACCAGGUGAUUGUCUCCUAUGAGCACUGCGUGGUCCGCCUCUACAGCGAC